AUGACAGCGCGUGGGGAGAAGCUAGAGUCUUUGCGUCUGCCUCCGCCGAUGGGUCCGUCAGGAUCUUUUGACUUGCACGACAAGGAACACUACACUAUUAUCUACGAGAGCCCACAGGCAGAUACGCCUCUGUUAAGAAUCGCGUGGAACAAGCAAGACUUGAGGUACAUGGCGACGAAUCUGAUGGAUUCGAAUAAGGUUGUGAUUCUUGAUAUUCGGUCGCCGAAGAUGCCUGUUGCGGAGCUGGAACGGCACCAGGGUAGUGUUAAUGGUCUAGCUUGGGCUCUACAGAGUUGUAAGCAUAUUUACUCGGAUGGGAUUGAUCCUAUGUCGGUUUACUCUGCUGGCUCGGAAAUAAACUAG
This is a messenger RNA of Brassica rapa (field mustard), 363 nucleotides long. RefSeq names its product protein TRANSPARENT TESTA GLABRA 1-like. NCBI's taxonomy places the organism in Eukaryota, Viridiplantae, Streptophyta, Magnoliopsida, Brassicales, Brassicaceae. The record is from RefSeq and is a predicted model, not a curated record. Gene Ontology annotation, molecular function: protein binding.